GCCCGCCCACGCGCCAUGGAGGAGGAGAAGGCGGAGAAGGACCCGCCGCAGCCCCCGCGGGUCGUGGGGGACUACGAGCUGCAGGAGAUGGUCGGCAAGGGCACCUUCGCGGAGGUCUUCCGCGCCGCGCACCGCCCCACCGGCGCGCGCGUCGCCGUCAAGGAGAUCGACCGCCGCCGCGUCGACGACUACGUGCGCCGCGGCAUACUGCAGGAGAUGGCCAUCCUCGGCAGCCUAUCCCACCCCAACAUCCUCCGGCUCGUCGACACCAUCGAGACGGGGGAGAAGCUGUUACUCGUACUGGAGUACUGCGACGGGGGAGACCUAGAGGCCUACAGGCAGGCGCACGGCGGCGCGCGCAACCGGCUGCCGGAGGCCGUCGCCAGGGACUUCACCCGCCAGCUCGCCGAGGGGCUCAAGGUGCUUCGGGGCCAGAGGAUCGUGCACCGGGACCUCAAACCACAGAACCUUCUGCUAUCAACUAAUGGAGAUGCCAUUACACUGAAAAUUGGCGAUUUCGGGUUUGCUAGAUCUCUGAUGCAUGAAAAUUUGGCUGCCACAUUUUGUGGCUCUCCAUAUUAUAUGGCCCCAGAAAUCUGGCGGGGGGAUAAAUAUGAUGCAAAGGCAGAUCUAUGGAGUGUUGGAGUCAUACUAUUCCAGCUAGUAACAGGGGAGUUACCAUUUCUUGGGGAAAACAGAGUCCAGCUGCGUGAAAAAGUCCUGACAUCCAAUGGCCUUAGUUUCCCGCCAGAUAUGGAGGCUGAUUUACAUCCUGAUUUCAUUGACCUGUGCAGAAGACUCAUAUGCCUUGAUCCAGCGGAGAGAAUGCCUUUUGAGGAAUUCUUUAAUCACAAGUUUUUGGCAACAUCAAGGGAAAGUGAAAUUAUCAGCGAGUCCCAUCAUGAUCUUGAUUUGAAGGAUACAUGCCAGACUGUCUCUACUGCUAUCAUCAAAGUAAAUUCUGAAACUGCGGAUCCAAAAGUAUUUGAUUCAUGGGAGUGGAUUGAACGAGAAUAUGUACUAGUUCACGCGAACACCACUUCUGUGGAAAUGCUAUCUUUACUUGAGAAGUCAAUGAAAGAUUUCACAGGUGCAAGAUCCCGCGGUGAUGACAGGUUGACUUGCAAAGAGUCUGUUCAGAACCAAAACAGAAGCUCCCUCUGUAGAGUGGUUACUAUGAAAAACCAUGGAUGUACUCCACAGUCCGCUUUGCAUGAGUCAAUUUCUAUGGAAAAUCUGCGAGGGAGGCCACUUGAUUGUUAUACAAGGCUUCAGCUACUGAAUCAGUAUAUUGUUAUUCUCACAGAACUUGCUCAGGAGAAGCUUCUUAAAGGGCUUGACCUGGAGGCUCUGUCACUUGAACUUGUAAUACUUGCUGUCUGGAAAGAGGCACUUAGUGCAUCUAGCUUAUUGGUGGAUGCUUCAGAUGAUGGACAAUUUUCAACAUCUGCAGACAAGAAUUUCCUGCCAAAGAGUGAGGAUCGUCUAUCACCAAAUGUAGCACAAGGAUUGGAUUUCACUAGGUUGGCUUCUGUUUGUUACUGGGCUGAAAGUGGGUUUAUCAAGGCAUAUGACCGCGCAGAGAAGAUAUCACAUAGGUUGCGGGAGAACAAUGAUAACACUGAGAUGCCAGAUGCGAUGGAAAUCAUAUUCCAAAAUGCUUUAGUAUAUGGGAGAGGCGGUGCUGCAAAGGAACUUUUGGGAUGCCAAAGCAAAUCAAUUGCACUGUACUCAAAAGCAAUCAUCCUGCUCACGUUUAUAUUGCAGGAAGCAGCUUCCUUGCCGCUAAAUCCAGUCUUCUCCCUAUCACCAUUCAACCAGCAGCGUCUCCAUAGGUACAUAGCUAAUUUGAGGAGUCAUCUCUGCAGUGCUCAAUUGACCGGGCAACAGCAGAGGUCCAUCAAGAACUAACUUAUUCAUGGGAAACAUGAUUUCACGAGAUUUGGAGGAUUAUAUCCAUGGCAGUCAGAGCAUUAGUCUUUCCCCUCCAACCUUUUUGUCUAGGAGGCGUCAGAUGCAUUGGAGAACUUCUGCUAGCGUGAAUUGUGAUGUUUAUAUUUGCAGAACACAUGGUUCAUGUGCUCUGUCUUUUGUAUAUAACACUUCUGAGCUGUACAGUUAUUUCCAGUUAAGUUGAAAUGACUACUUGGAGUUGUAUAUAAACAUAAAAGGUGAAGCCUGUAAAUUGGAAAAAGAAUUCCAGAUCGUUCUUCCACUGUAUUUGCCCCUCUUUGCUAUCAGUAGUUGAAUGUAGAAGGGAACACAAGUGAGUUUUGUUGUCA
Molecule: messenger RNA, 2282 nt
Organism: Lolium rigidum
Lineage: Eukaryota; Viridiplantae; Streptophyta; Magnoliopsida; Poales; Poaceae
Product: serine/threonine-protein kinase ATG1a-like
Exons: 13
Coding region: 16-1911 (631 amino acids)
Biological process (GO): autophagy; autophagosome organization; protein autophosphorylation
Cellular component (GO): autophagosome; cytoplasm
Molecular function (GO): ATP binding; protein serine/threonine kinase activity
Source: RefSeq, a predicted model, not a curated record